AUGGCGCAGGCGCCGCCCGCUUACAUCAACAUUCCCCAGCCGGGCUCCAACCCGGACACCCCGUCUGAAAUACCCGGCACCCCGACCAGCACCACGACCUCGCUGUCGGCGCUUUCGACGACCGCCAUCAAGGACGGCCACCGCGGCCACCUCCCCGGCGUGGCCCUCGGCCGCGGCCACCAGCACACGCCGUCCACCACGAGCCUCGAGGCCGAACGAGCCGAUCGCAUCUCGCGCCUCGCCGGCCUCGAGCGCGUCUCGACGGUGCGCGCACCCCCGCCCCAUACCAUAGCCACCGGCGGCCCGCCUGGCGCUGGCGCCUCGUCACUCUCCCCGCAGACGACGCCGACCUCGACCAGCGGCUUCCCCGCCAACUUUCCCGCCUCACACAACCUCACGCCCUCGUACUUUGACGUCAACGGCCAGCCCGUCGCCGUCACCAAGAUGAGCACCGUCGGCACGGCAAGCGCGACGGAGAGCAGCCACCACGGCGACGGCGGCACCGGCUCCCGCGGCUCCCGCCAGACGGCCGCCGACCGCGACGAGGACAUGUUCAGCACCGACACCAACUACCGCGAGACGGCCGACUCGGUCGCGAGCAUGGCCGCCGAGCCCGACGCCAUGGACGAGGAAAUCGACGAGGGCAUCGCCACCCGCUCCGUCGGCGGCUACGAGGACCGCAUGAGCGACGACGGGUCCGCCUCGCUCGUCGGCUUCGGCGAGGGCGCCAACAGCACCGUCUCCGGACCCAUCUACCACCGCCGGCCGGUGCCCGGUUCGGCCGCCGCCCAACAGCAGCAGGCGCCUUGGACUGUCGAGCGCUCCGCCUCAGGCCUCAGCGACAUUCGCCGCGAGCGCGACUUCGCCUUUGCCCCCGGCGCCUACAACGACAUGCCAGCGAGUGCCGCCGCGCUGCAGGAGCGCCGCGAGGCCCGCAUGAUGGACGGUGUCGCCGCCGACGCAGGAUACCCCGGCGCCGAGUACGAGCCGUACGUCGACACCACCUUCCGCGGACCAGUCCCCAUCAACGCCAUGAGCCUGCGACAGCAGCAGCAGCAGCAACAGCAGCAGCAGCAGCCGCGCGAGGUCGCCGAGCAGAUUGCGCAGCGCCUCGACGGUGGCAGCGGCAGCGGCAGCGGCAGCGCGCGGAGUGGUGCGCCGCCGUUGGGCCACCCCGGACAAGGCGGCGAGCCGCUGGGGCAGUUUUCGUUUGAUGUCGACAGAGAUGGAAGACGUGGAUGA
This is a messenger RNA of Cordyceps militaris CM01, 1242 nucleotides long. RefSeq lists its product as uncharacterized. Lineage: Eukaryota; Fungi; Ascomycota; Sordariomycetes; Hypocreales; Cordycipitaceae. The transcript has 2 exons. The coding region runs from base 1 to 1242 and encodes 413 amino acids. The record is from RefSeq and is a predicted model, not a curated record.